This is a messenger RNA of Cyclocybe aegerita, 1566 nucleotides long. Lineage: Eukaryota; Fungi; Basidiomycota; Agaricomycetes; Agaricales; Hemipholiotaceae. The record is from the annotation of a GenBank genome assembly.
AUGGCCUUCUUCGAGGCAUUAUUUCGGGUCAGUAUCACGUCGAGCUCGCCCAAGCCAACCAAAGAGUCUUUCGGCGAGACGCUCCCACUUGAACCUGUGCCUCCCACCCCUCGACGAGUCAGCUCCAGGAAGCCAUCCGUAUGCCAGAAGAACCUCCCGAGAAGAAUUUUGGUGGAGAUAUUCAAGAUAGUUUGCAAAGUGCCAUGGACAUUGUCCAGUGACCCCGAACUUGAAGGUGGCAUCGCCUUCCCUCCAGUGGCUUUGAGCCAGGUCUGCUCAGCAUGGAGGAGAGUGGCACUCACGACGCCGGAGUUAUGGUUGUACAUCCACAUCUCCCUCCCAAUUCACCCAACCCUCAACCCUUUUCUCUUGGAAGAGUGGAGCCAACGGACAGGCUCGGGGCCAAGCGCGGGGCUGUAUCUCUUCAUCGCCGAGAGCAAAUCACGGCCACGCCAUCGAGCCGAAUACGGGCGUUCCCUCCAAUCCCUCCUACCAUUCUUCCAGAGCUGCAGCAUUAUCGAGCUCGAUCUCCCAGGCAAAAUGACCCUAACGACUCUGAUAUUAUCCUACCUCCGAGGGCGCACACAGUUCAAUCCCACGGUUAUUCUUGGAACGAGGACCGCGAAGGAGGCAAGAAAACGCCAUGCAUUCCUUCUCGACCGGGCUCAUUCGAGCUUGACGACCGCCAAUAUCCUGCCGGACGUUUACCAGUGGCAGUGGAAUUUAUUCCGCACAGACAGCGGCCACGCGACCAACGAUCUUAGGGGGUUAGCCAAAAAUGGGUUGUGGACCCAUAUCACCCAUGUGGACCUUUACGAUCCGAUCGAUCUUCCGACGUUCCACAACCUACUGCAUGCGAUGCAUAGGUGUACCAAACUUCAGAGUCUCCACGUUUGGAGUCUACGAAAUACAAGUGCCGGCGCAACGAGGGAAGUCCAGGCUAAUGGAGAGAUGCCGCAGUCAUUCUACAAAUUCGACAACCUUCACACCCUCACUCUAUACGGAACCACCAAAUUCGGCCUUAUCCUAACUAGCUUAAUCAUUCCUUCUCUCAGAAAACUGGAGCUUUCAUACGAUAGCUCCGAGGAGAUCCCUUAUUCAGAAGCCAGCACAUUCAAUUCUUUCCUCUCCCGUUCCUACCAACACCGCGUCCACUUGAAUUGCCAUCUGCACACCCUUACCCUCUCAUUUAUGAAGGGUAUCGUUGACGAAUCCACCCUCAGCGACUUCCUCACUUCCCCCCAUCUGUCACACUUGUCCGCGCUCAAUUUAACAGCAGAUAUCUCCGAGAAGAUCAUCGACCUUCUUGCAGCAAGACGCGGAUUGCGAUCGAUUUUUAUGCCUAAUUUACGAGAUAUACGCCUUAACGUCUGCACAGUUCGCAAUGCAAGGCUCUCGAAUAUGGUCUCUUUCCGACGCAACGCACCAGGUCCUGGGUGUUUGCCUUUGCAGCGGGUUGACAUUGUCGCAGAGAAAGCAGGCAAAGCAGAUCGGACAGAAUUUAAGAAGAUGUUUGAGCAAGGGCUAGUGGGGAAGUUCCAGUCUUUGAGUAGGCCACACGAAUAG